AUGGAACAUAUAACUGUAGAAUAUUAUCAUGCUGGUACUCCUUAUUUAUCACCAGAAGCUAUUGAGGAAAUUAUUCAAUCUCAAGGGACAGUUAAAAAUGCAUGCAGGAAAAUGGCUAAUAGAUAUAAUACUUCAACUCGUAGAAUAUAUGAAAUUUGGAAAAGAUAUGCUGAAGAUAAAAAGUCAAAGAAAAGAAAACCAGGAUCCAGCUCUAGAUCUGUUUGA
This is a messenger RNA of Ambispora leptoticha, 225 nucleotides long. Lineage: Eukaryota; Fungi; Glomeromycota; Glomeromycetes; Archaeosporales; Ambisporaceae. The record is from the annotation of a GenBank genome assembly.